Molecule: messenger RNA, 1072 nt
Organism: Zea mays
Lineage: Eukaryota; Viridiplantae; Streptophyta; Magnoliopsida; Poales; Poaceae
Exons: 4
Coding region: 243-737 (164 amino acids)
Source: RefSeq, a predicted model, not a curated record
AGUAAAUGUUUAUCAUUCAUAGCGUCCCACGAAAUAAGAUGACUGUCAAAACCUUUCCUAGUCUGUGCCCAAAUCAAACACAACACAAAUCACUUCGUUUGAGCACAGGAAAAAAAUGCUUUUCGAAUCCUAAGACUUGGGCCCACUGUCAGCCUCGGUAGAUAUCACACUCACUAGUCCACUCCCCUCUUCACUCCCGUCGGUGGAUUCCAUGUCCAACCGCGUCGCCGGAGGCCGGAACCAUGAAGCCUGUCAGUGUCGCCGAACACAACAACCACCAGCCUCGCCUGCACUCCCCCACGCCGGCGUCGGCGACCAAGAUCUCGAUCCCCAUCUCUUCGAGCGAGGCGGCGCUGUUCGGGAAGGGUAGGUACAAGGUGUGGGCCCUCGCGGCCAUCGCGCUCCUAGCGCUCUGGUCCAUGUUCGCCGCCUCCGUCACGCUGCGCUUGUCCUCCGUCGAUCUCGCCACCACGUUCGGGGACGCGAGCGAUCCGCUCAUCGACGAACUUGAUCCCCUGGAGAUGGAGCAAAGAGAAAAGCUAGUGCGCCGGAUGUGGGAUGUGUACACACGCACAGAUAAUCAUGUACGGCUACCACGGUUCUGGCAAGAAGCAUUUGAGGCUGCAUAUGAGGAGCUUGCUGGUGAUGAUACGCUUACUACUGAUGCAGCUAUAUCUGAGAUUGCUCGCAUGUCAAUCCAUAGGCCUGAGGUUGAGCAAUCGUCGAAUAAGGAUUAGGUAUUCUUCCGGAGGAGAUCAGAGGAACAGGACAGAUAUUUGGAAGGGUGGAACUGGUACGCUGAAGGUGAAGAACGUUAAAAAUGGUGCCGUCCCAUCUAAAGACGGAGUUGCAAAGUCUGACCCUUAGCGCCGCAGCAAUUUAAGGAGAUGUUUGGUUUGAAUAAUCAAUCUAUUUUAGAUGAGGUGAUGUAUCAUAAGUUCAUUCCACAAAUUUGGUAGAAUAAAUUUAUUCCUCAUAUUAUGACUAAUUAUUAACCUAUGAGGAAUAAAAUUAUGGUGGAUCAACCUAUUCUAUUAUUUAAACCAAAAGUAAGGAGUAAGAAGAUGGACUA